AUGGCCCGCCAAUGGCAUCCCAGAGCAGUCGCUCAAGUCACCCUCCGCGGCCUCCAAUUCAUCUUCGCCGUCAUCAGCGCAGCACUCUACGGCGCCGACGUCGCCAACUGGUCCACAACCAAUACACAUGCCAACGCAAGCUGGAUCUAUGCCGAAGUUACCGCAGUUCUAGCUGCCCUGAGCUCAAUAGCUCAAUGGUGGCUCGCCCUUCCCCGCCCUGGAGCUGUGGUCUGGGAUUGUGUUAUCAGCCUCCUUUGGCUUGUCACUGUCGCAGUGUUUGCCCAAAACAUAUCCAACAGCACGGAUAUGGACCAAAAGUUCUCCAUCAAUAGAAUUAAAGCUGCUGUGGCGAUUGAUGGUAUCAACUUGGCCCUCUGGCUGGCUUCAGCCGUGGAAGCUUGCUGGUGCUGUGGACGAAAGAAGCAGAAACAACCCACAGCCGAGGAAGCCAUGGAAGAGGUGGAUAUUGCCGAGAAGAAGAACCUCAACGAUGAAGGGAAUGUCACCAAAGAGAAGGAUGCGAAAGUGGCACUUGAUCCGCCAUCAUAUGCCAAAGUGUGA
Molecule: messenger RNA, 561 nt
Organism: Fusarium vanettenii 77-13-4
Lineage: Eukaryota; Fungi; Ascomycota; Sordariomycetes; Hypocreales; Nectriaceae
Exons: 1
Coding region: 1-561 (186 amino acids)
Source: RefSeq, a predicted model, not a curated record